This is a messenger RNA of Otolemur garnettii (small-eared galago), 5138 nucleotides long. RefSeq names its product acyl-CoA synthetase long chain family member 4 (gene ACSL4). NCBI's taxonomy places the organism in Eukaryota, Metazoa, Chordata, Mammalia, Primates, Galagidae. Gene Ontology annotation, cellular component: plasma membrane; endoplasmic reticulum; lipid droplet. The coding region runs from base 276 to 2411 and encodes 711 amino acids. Gene Ontology annotation, molecular function: arachidonate-CoA ligase activity. The record is from RefSeq and is a predicted model, not a curated record. Gene Ontology annotation, biological process: long-chain fatty acid metabolic process; neuron differentiation; long-chain fatty-acyl-CoA metabolic process. The transcript has 14 exons.
AGACCUGAGUAUUUAAAUCAAUUGUGCUAUCAACUCGUUAAUAAUCUUUUUUUUUCCCCCUUGCUCUCUGCCUGGUUCGUUGUCUUCACCUACAGGUGUACUUUAUUGUCGGCUUCCAAAGAUUACUAACGCUUAUCUGUGUCGCUAAGAUUGACCUGCCUUCGCUAUACUGCUACUCUUACUGCUGCUUCCAUUAUUGCCUUCUUCAGCAAAAUAAGGCUUUCAGAAGCCAAAGAAUAACAAGACAUACGCACCAUUUUAGAAGCCUUUCCACUAUGAAACUUAAGCUAAAUGUGCUCACCAUUUUUUUGCUGCCUGUCCACUUAUUAAUAACAAUAUACAGUGCCCUUAUAUUUAUUCCAUGGUAUUUUCUUACCAAUGCCAAGAAGAAAAACGCUAUGGCAAAGAGAAUAAAAGCUAAACCCACUUCAGACAAACCUGGAAGUCCAUAUCGCUCUGUCACACACUUCGACUCGCUAGCUGUCAUAGACAUCCCUGGAGCAGACACUCUGGAUAAAUUAUUUGACCAUGCCGUAUCCAAAUUUGGGAAGAAGGACAGCCUUGGGACCAGGGAAAUCCUAAGUGAAGAAAAUGAAAUGCAGCCCAAUGGAAAAGUGUUUAAGAAGUUAAUUCUUGGAAAUUAUAAAUGGAUGAACUAUCUUGAAGUGAACCGCAGAGUGAAUAACUUUGGUGGUGGACUCACUGCACUGGGACUGAAACCAAAGAACACCAUUGCCAUUUUCUGCGAAACCAGGGCCGAGUGGAUGAUUGCAGCACAGACUUGCUUUAAGUACAACUUUCCACUUGUGACUUUAUAUGCUACGCUUGGCAAAGAAGCUGUGGUUCAUGGACUAAAUGAAUCUGAGGCUGCCUAUUUGAUUACUAGUGUUGAACUUCUGGAAAGUAAACUAAAGACUGCAUUGUUAGAUAUCAAUUGUGUGAAACAUAUCAUUUAUGUGGACAAUAAGACUAUCAAUAAAGCGGAGUACCCUGAAGGAUUUGAGAUUCACAGCAUGCAAUCAGUAGAAGACUUGGGAUCCAAGCUAGCAAACUUGAGCGUUCCUCCAAGUAGACCAACACCUUCAGACAUGGCCAUUGUCAUGUAUACCAGUGGUUCUACUGGCCGACCUAAGGGAGUGAUGAUGCAUCAUAGCAAUUUGAUAGCUGGAAUGACAGGCCAAUGUGAAAGAAUACCUGGACUGGGACCAAAGGACACAUACAUUGGCUACUUGCCUUUGGCUCAUGUGCUAGAACUGACAGCAGAGAUUUCUUGCUUUACCUAUGGCUGUAGGAUUGGAUAUUCUUCUCCACUUACACUGUCUGAUCAGUCCAGCAAAAUUAAAAAAGGGAGCAAGGGAGACUGUACUGUACUGAAGCCUACACUUAUGGCUGCUGUUCCGGAAAUCAUGGAUAGAAUUUAUAAGAAUGUUAUGAGCAAAGUCCAAGAGAUGAAUUAUAUUCAGAAAACUCUUUUCAAGAUAGGGUAUGAUUAUAAAUUGGAACAGAUCAAGAAGGGCUAUGAUGCACCUCUUUGCAAUCUGUUACUGUUUAAAAAGGUGAAGGCUCUGCUGGGAGGAAAUGUCCGCAUGAUGUUGUCUGGUGGAGCCCCACUGUCGCCUCAGACACACAGAUUCAUGAAUGUCUGCUUCUGCUGUCCCGUUGGCCAGGGUUAUGGGCUGACGGAAUCGUGUGGUGCCGGGACAGUUACUGAAGUUACUGACUAUACGACUGGCAGAGUUGGAGCCCCUCUUAUUUGCUGUGAAAUUAAGCUAAAAGACUGGCAAGAAGGUGGUUACACAAUUCAUGACAAACCGAACCCCAGAGGCGAAAUUGUAAUUGGCGGACAGAAUAUCUCCAUGGGAUACUUUAAAAAUGAAGAGAAAACGGCAGAGGAUUAUUCUGUGGAUGAAAAUGGACAAAGGUGGUUUUGCACUGGUGAUAUUGGAGAAUUCCAUCCCGAUGGAUGUUUACAGAUCAUAGAUCGUAAGAAGGAUUUGGUGAAGUUACAAGCAGGGGAGUAUGUGUCUCUGGGGAAAGUAGAAGCUGCACUGAAGAACUGUCCACUUAUUGACAACAUCUGUGCUUUUGCCAAAAGCGACCAGUCCUAUGUGAUCAGCUUUGUGGUUCCUAACCAGAAAAGGUUGACACUUUUGGCACAACAGAAAGGGGUGGAAGGAUCUUGGGUUGAUAUAUGCAAUAACCCUGCCAUGGAAGCUGAAAUACUGAAAGAGAUUCGAGAAGCUGCAAAUGCCAUGAAACUGGAGCGGUUUGAAAUACCAAUCAAGGUUCGCCUAAGCCCAGAGCCAUGGACCCCUGAAACUGGUUUGGUAACUGAUGCUUUCAAACUGAAAAGGAAGGAGCUGAAGAACCAUUACCUCAAAGACAUUGAACGAAUGUAUGGGGGCAAAUAAAGUGUUCUCUGAUUGACAGUUGCAGACGAGCUAGCCUGGUGAUGUCUUAGUUCUAAAGUUUUAAGCCUUUGUUGAUCUGUCUGUUAGAAUGUAAGGUGUUAUCGUUCUAAAGACAUGGUUAAAAAAAAACCAACUGAUUGAAAUAGCUGUCGAGUCUACUUUAACUUAGUUUUGCAUAGUCCUAGUGAAGCUGAAAUUGAAAAGUUAUUUCCCUUUAGCUGUGUUAUUAAUUACAGAGCAGAAAAUCUUUUUAAAAAUUAGCCUAAGGUAUACUUGUUUUUGUAAAAGAAAAUAAUGUUGAACAAAAUAAAUUGGAGUUGGAGUAGAAUGUAGUUUGAGGAAAUUUGUAGCUUCCAAUGUCUAUUGUCUUCCUAGUUCAGAAGAAGCUUAAGUAUUAAGCACGACUGAAAAUAUGUAUUAACACUACUCAAAGCAGAAGUGCUGCCAGGCUUUAAAUUUCUCUUCCAACAAUUUAUCUUGAAGGGAAAAUUCAAUUGUAACAUAAUAUACUGAAUUAAGUAGUACCAUAGAAGGUGUUGAUUUCAGAUUACAGUUGUUGCAUAGGGUAGACAUAGAAUCAUUGUAAUAUUGUGAAUAAUUACAGUGCCUAAAGUAAGAAUAAACCAACAUAUACAUACCAAAAAAUAUCUAGUAAUAUAACGAAGGGAAAUUGGACUUGAACUACAUUUUUGAAACUUUGGGAUCUAAAAUCAGUCGGUGUAGUAUUUAAGAAGGAAGUACAUUUUUAAAAAUGCUGAAAAUUGCCUUUCUGUGUUUAUUAAAAAUGAAAGACUGAGACCAAGAGUAAAAUGAUAGAAAGGCAAUCAAACUUUAAUAGUACUCAUUUUCUCUGUUCGAAAAAGUGAUAGAAUCAUUAAGUCCAGUAUUUGGAAUUAGGAGCUUUGCAUUACACUGAACCUGGGAAAGAGAUUUAGACUCGGAAUUUCUCCUCAAUAAUGGUAAAUUUUUUACAUGUAGUCAUGUUAAAUUACAUUUGUAAUUUAAGGUCUAUUUGCUGUUGCUGAUUUGAUCCUUGACCGGUUUGUAUUUCAGAAAGCCUUUCAUUUUGCUUUAAUUUAAGAAAGCGGGUCAUAAUGAAUGACUUCCCCAAUAUCUCGUUCAAACCUACAGGUGAUUAACAUGGAUGAGUUUUGGGAAGUUAAAGGGAGGAAAACACUGUCACCACCUUUUUCCUGUUUAUGAAGAAUUUAGAAACUGGAAAUGCUAGAUGUAGGGGAAGGGCAGAGUUACUUGAUAAGGGACGGAUGCUUGUACAGUAACUUCGGGAGUGUGGGUUUCUCUUUGAGUCUUUACUUAAACUAAAGGAUUUAUACAUAGUAUAGCCCUGACAGCUAUUCACACUUGAACCAUAGUUACUGUAAAAGCAAAAUUCUUAAUAACUGUUAUUCUUUGCACUUUUUUCCAAUCAUUUUAUAUAUAUAUAUAUAUACACACACACACGUGUGUGUGUUGCUUACAUUGCUCUGUACAGAGGUGGGUCACCAUUGAAGCGGAAGAAAUUCUUUUUGCUUUAACAUAUUUAUAAAGAAGAUACUUAAAUGUUAUGUAUAUGGUGGUAAUAAGGAAAAAAAUCAUCUGGUAUUAUAAAUAAGAAUGAAGGUUUUUGUAAAGAUUUCUGUUCCGUGUUUUGCAAAGUAAAAUUCUAGGCAAGUUUUCAUUGAAGUUAUGUGUAUGUGCGUAUUCUCAUUCUUCCCACCUUGCCUUUGGAGAGUGAAAACCCAUGAUUAUCAAGUAGACUACUAUUCUGAUUCUAUUCCUGCCCUCCUGUUUAUCCUCAAGGAUGAUUUUCAUAGACAUUUCCAAUACGUGAAUUUUUCCUCUUUUUUGGAAUGGUGAUUUUAAAUGUGUGAGUGCAUGCAUACUAUCUUAUCUCAGAUAUUUGCACCCCUGUCCACCCCCAUCUCCCAAAAGCUAGAACACUGCCAACUAAUCUGUUGUAUAGGUCCUUUAGAAACACAUAAUUAACCCUUAAGGUUGGGUGCUGCUAAUUCUUUGCAAAAAUCCAAAUAUUGUUAAGGGACCAGGGAGAUGCCACUACCCCCCUGAUUUUUUUUCAACGAAAAAUAGACGUGUUUCUGUAAACAAACCUUUCCAUAUUCAUAGUGACUUUUCAAGUAUUUGAUCCUAAAGAUUUUAAUCUCACAUUUUUAUACCUGUUUAAAUUGUUCACAAUUGUUAUUACAUGUCAUCAAAUAAAGUUGUACUUAAAAAAAUUUUACUAUGAUAUGUACAUUUCUAAGUCAGAUACUUGUGACUUUUGCUUUAAUCACAUGAACGUAUCUUGUCUCCUUGAUAUUGUAUUCGUUCUUUUUUUCUCUAGAAUGGAGGUUUAAUUGUAUGGCUUUUCAGAAUGGAAAUACAGAAGAAAGAUUUAAAAAGUCAGAAGUUAAGAAAAGCAAUUUCUUUUGUGAUAGAGACUGAUUAGUAAUCUUUGCCUAUAUUUUCCUGAUAGCAUAUGACAAAUAUUUCUAAGGUAACAAGAUGAAAACAGGUUAAAAAUUGUGUGGUGUUUUGGAUUCAGAGAGAAAUAUUUUAAUUUCCAAAUGUAGUUAUAAAUUAUAAUGUAUUCAUAUCUGUACUUUCUGUUCAAAUGCACGAUUGCAGGAUUGUUGUUUAAAUUUUGUGUUUAUUCUUGAUGAAAAAGCUUUGUUCCUGUUUUUAAGUUUGCACUCAAAUCUUAAGAAAUAAAUUCACCCAUGUUAUCAA